Ostreococcus tauri is the source of this 327-nucleotide messenger RNA. RefSeq names its product unnamed product. The record is from RefSeq and is a predicted model, not a curated record. The transcript is spliced from 2 exons. NCBI's taxonomy places the organism in Eukaryota, Viridiplantae, Chlorophyta, Mamiellophyceae, Mamiellales, Bathycoccaceae. The coding region runs from base 1 to 327 and encodes 108 amino acids.
AUGAGCGGCAAGGCGCUCGCGAGCGACAGCGAGGACGACGAACGCCCGCGAGACGCGGCGCGCGAGACCGCGGCGCCGCCGACGAAAAAGGCGAAGAAAGCGGUCGAUCCGAAGGGAAAAGCGCCCGUCGAAGACUCGGGCUCCGAUGGGGAUGACUCCGACGCGGAUAGCGUGGACAGCGAGUGCGUGGAGAACCUGAGCGGUGACGAGGUGGACGCGUCGAACAUCAUCGAGGGCGGACGUCGCGCGCGACGCGGACGACCGACGACGUUCACGGCGGAGAUGUACGCCAAGGUGGCGCUCGGGAGCGACAGCGACGAUGAAUAA